Molecule: messenger RNA, 1041 nt
Organism: Puccinia triticina
Lineage: Eukaryota; Fungi; Basidiomycota; Pucciniomycetes; Pucciniales; Pucciniaceae
Exons: 7
Coding region: 1-1041 (346 amino acids)
Biological process (GO): apoptotic DNA fragmentation
Cellular component (GO): mitochondrial inner membrane; nucleus
Molecular function (GO): single-stranded DNA endonuclease activity; metal ion binding; nucleic acid binding
Source: RefSeq, a predicted model, not a curated record
AUGGCGUCCACAUUGUCGCACUCCGCCGUUUUUGCAGCAGGCUUGCUGAUUGGAGUUGGAUCCAUAUUUUACUCAACUCAACGCUCAAGCCAUCAUUCAGCCCACGCGCAAAACCAGAGCUCGGCCACCACGAUUCCCACCAACUCGGCCAGCAGUCAACAGGCUCCUUUCCAACAACAGCACUUCUUCUCAGCCCCGCAAGCACCACCCAUCCCUCACCAUUCGUCAUCGCUCCAAGAGAUCCUUAGAUUUGGCAAUCCUGGCCCGAUCAGCGAUUUCUUUGCAAGAGAGGCAUACGCAGUUGGAUAUGACAGAAGGACGAGGAAUCCCGCGUGGACAGCCGAGCAUUUGACGAGUAGUAACUUGAAAUCGGGGGAUGGCGAUGAUAAACCAGAUCGGUCUCAUUCAACAUUUCAUGAGGAUAUGUCAAUCCCUAGUCAAUUUCGAUCCAAACUAAGCGAUUACUUCCGGAGUGGGUAUGAUCGCGGACACAUGGUCCCAGCGGCAGAUGCCAAAAGAAGCCAGUCAGCCAUGAACCAGACCUUUUUACUCUCGAAUAUCGCACCUCAAGUCGGAGAGGGAUUCAAUCGGGACUAUUGGGCACAUCUUGAAGGCUUUGUUCGCCAACUCACCAACUCGUUUCAAGACGUUUAUGUUUUCACCUUGCCGAUGUACCUUCCCAAGCAGGAUCCAGUGACCAAUAAGCAGAUCGUGAGCUACGAAGUGAUCGGUAAUCCACCCAACGUAGCCGUCCCGACCCAUUUUGCCAAAGUGGUUUUUGCAACCGGAGGAAAGUUGGAUUCGGGCGGCCAAGGAGUGCUGGGCUCCUUCGUCCUUCCAAACGACAAGAUCUCGAACGACCAGCCACUAACGUCAUUCGAAGUACCCGUCGAAUCGGUCGAAAGGUCGGCUGGGUUGACCUUAUUACCCGAAAGUGUCAAGAGCAACCCUGUUAGACUUUGCUCCACCGUCCAAUGCGAUAGCAUAUUGAGAAGUCUCAGCCAAAUCACUUACAACAAGCCCAAGAAACCAGCCAAAUGA